GCGUGUGGUGUGGCUGCUGCGUGGACACAACAGCCUUGUGUCUUUUCCCGGUGCAGGCAGAGAAAGGGGCCUCUGCACCUCAAGAGAAUCAGUAUCCAUGUGUUUUUGCAGCUGACAGUUUCGCACCGGCAGUUUGUGGAGCGGCCAUGGACGGCGCGGAGACGGCGCUGGAGCAGCUGGUGACGGAGCGCGCGCAGCGCCUCUUCCUGCUGUCCGACGCCGAGCGCAAGGGCUUCAUCGUCCGCAGGGACAUGCAGCGCAUGCGCGGGGAGAUGCCUCUGACGCCGGAGCAGCUGGAGGCAGUCUUCGACUCGCUCGACGUCCACGGGAACGGAUACCUCACCAUCGACCAGUUCCUCGCCGGCUUCGGUGACUUCCUGCGCACGCAGCGGCGGCCGCCGAGCCGGGAGGCCCAGCUUCGAUCGCUGGACGAGGCGGACUCUGGCGUGGGCAUGCCCUGCGGCGCGCGGCCCUCCGGCUACCAUGACGCGGACGUCGACGGCGAUGCGGACGUGGCGCGGGACGACGACGUGGACGACGACGACGACCACGACCCCAUGGAGGCGCUGCUGGCCCAGAUCGAGGACACGAGGCUGCUCUCCAGCACGGAGCCGCUGCGCCAGCUGGUGGGGCGGGUUCGCCGCGACGGGCUGCCGCUGGUGCAGGCCAACCUGGAGCGCUUCCUGGCACAGCUGGGCGCGGACCUCUCCAGGCGGCUGGAGGACGCCCGGCAGCUGGAGGCGGCCCUCAAGGCGCGGGACGAGGCCCACCACAAGCAGAUGCAGAAGCUCUUCGAGGAGAUGGAGGCUCAACUCAGUGAAGACAAAGAGAACAUAGUGAGACAGGAGGAGAAAAGGCUGCGGCUGGGACAGGCGUCGCUGAGGGAGCAGCUGCGGCAGCGCGACGAACAGCUGCAGGAGGCGCUGCUGGCCCAGCAGCAGGCAGCCGAGGACAACAAGAGGCUGCGCCAGGAGAACGUGCAGCUGCAGCGCCGCAAGGAGGAGCUGGAGCAGCGGCUGCAGGCGCAGCGGGAGGAGGCGGCGCGGCUGCAGCGCGUGGCGGAGGCUGCGAGGCGCCAGGGGUCGCGCCACCGGCAGCAGCACGUGGCCACGGGCUUCCGGCUCGCCUGGGCGCUGCUGCUCGAGCAGCAAGGGCUGGUGCAGCAGCUACAGAUGGUGAAAGGCAUGGCGGAGACCCUUACCUCCUGCCGAGAUCAGCAGACCACCUCUGAGGAGCGUCUCUCCAGCUCCAGAAAGACGAGCUUCUCUCAAUCACGGUCACAACCGACAAGUAUGUUAAGCGUCGGCUCUCUCGAUGACUACGAAUAUGACGAGGAGUUUUACAAGUUUCCUUGUGACAAAUUUGAGCCAGAGGAGCCUUCAGUUGAGGGAAGCAGAGUCACCUCAGCAGUCGCUGACACAGUCGCUGUGAACACGACAUCCCUUCAGGAUGAGAUUGCUCUUUCUCUGAAAGAAAAAGGCAGCCCUUGGCCAUCCUCAGAGAAUGCUGACAGUACGAAGCUGUCCACCAACUGUGUGUGCAGCUGCUACUCUGUGUUCAGCAGGGGAAGUGAACUAUCACACCUGUUUUCCUUCUCCUAUCACGAAUUUUGGCUUAUCCCUUUCAUUAUAAGAUAUUUCUGUGUGGGUACAAUUGUGAAAUACACAACAUGUGUCAUUGUGGCUUACAUUCUAAUGCUGAUACUGAAGUACAAAUGUGAAGCUUCUUAGAAGCACCUCAUUAUUAUGUGGCUAACUGUGGGCUGUGAAAGUACAAUAAAAUGCUAUGCUUUAAUUCAGAUUAAAUACAAACCAAGUAAAGGUGCCUUUAUUUUCUUACAGUUACAAAUGUAACUCCUUAAACAAAAGGCACUGUAAAGUAGGAGAGCAAUAAUGAGUCACCGACCUGUGUGUGUGUGCCUUAUUGUAAUAUCAAAACAUUGUUAAUGACCUUUGUAAGAACUAUUUUUGGAAUAAAUAUUUUGUCAUAAUUGAUAAUAAUAUAAUUUGCAGUUAUGUAAUGAAA
This is a messenger RNA of Schistocerca gregaria, 2025 nucleotides long. Its product is annotated as EF-hand calcium-binding domain-containing protein 4B-like. Bases 147 to 1730 code for a protein of 527 amino acids. Gene Ontology annotation, molecular function: calcium ion binding. The record is from RefSeq and is a predicted model, not a curated record. The transcript is spliced from 12 exons. Lineage: Eukaryota; Metazoa; Arthropoda; Insecta; Orthoptera; Acrididae.